CAGCGUACUCAAUGAAGUGAUUACCCAAUUAGGCCAGGCGGAUCGCGAUCCGCGGAGCUCGGAGCUAUCUCCUUUCCGCUUUGUUUCUUCCUGUCAGCACCUCAGCUCUGUCCUCUGACAUGUAACAACAUCAACCUACGGGUUCCUCUGUGCGAUGGCCCAUUGAUUCGUCUCACGCUUAUUGUGCCAACUGUCAUUGCGACCUGUCACUCCGUCCGUACCUCCGCGGCGUACUUCGUACCUGGAGUACGCUAUCAACAAACAACCACAACCACCAACACUCGCAAAUCAAUCCAACCCAGAACCAAAACAACAGAAAAUGACCUGGUACUCCAUCCUCCCUCCCGACCUCACAUACCUCGAAACCUGGGCCGCCCGAAUCUUCUUCAUCCUAGGCUUAACAACCCUCCUCCCCUGGACCGCGCUCCUCAUCUUCGACUUUGUGCUGUAUAUCGUGCGCAUGGCGCUUUACGAGAUGCCGGUUGUUGGGGGCCGGGUGAGAGGUGCGCAGAGACCUAGGGCGCCGAGUUUGAAUGAGAGGCCGGAUGGGGGUGCACGCAGGGUUUUUGUGUUGGGGCAGGGUGGUGAGAAGAAUGUUGAAGGUGAUGGAUUUGGAGAUGGUGAUCUUGAUGGAGAUGGGGAGGAUUAUCGGUAUCGGGAUGAGGGGGAGCGGGAGGGGAAGAAGCUGUGAUUCGGAUAAGGACUAGGAUGGGAUGGGAUGGGAUGGGAUGCUUGCAUGGCGUAUGGAUUUUGUUUGAUAUGUAUGAGAUACCCAUUGUGAUUCGUUUGUACGGAGUACUGUUGAUUAUUGUCUGUCGGUGCUUCGGGGCUUUGUCCAAUUGACUGCGCCGAAUUUCGGUGUUACUAUACCCUGCAGGUUAGUGAGAUGUAUUUAUUAGCAUGGCAUUUCAUCAUCUAUUUAGGUUCGUUAGAAGUUAUUGUAUUAAGA
Aspergillus glaucus CBS 516.65 is the source of this 949-nucleotide messenger RNA. RefSeq lists its product as uncharacterized. NCBI's taxonomy places the organism in Eukaryota, Fungi, Ascomycota, Eurotiomycetes, Eurotiales, Aspergillaceae. The record is from RefSeq and is a predicted model, not a curated record. Bases 320 to 691 code for a protein of 123 amino acids. The transcript has 2 exons.